UGAUUGAAUCUCCUGCUCUAAUCCUCUUACAUGCCACCAAAUUAUGUCUGAGUUGUCAUCAUGAUGCCCACGUCUAAUAAUCUAAUACUCCAACCAAAUCCCAUUAAGCUCCGCCCACCCACGCCAUCGACACGAGUCCAGCAGCUCGACCCAAAACAUUAAAGUCCGAACGCUGUCCACUCCAGCCACACUAAACCAGCAGAUUUAUCAUAAAGAUGUCAGGCUCAGGAGAUGAAGAAGAGGAGGUGCCAGCAACUCACACAGGCCCUAAAGGAGUGAUCCACGACUGGAGGAAAUUUAAGCUAGAAAGUGAGGACCAUGAAAGCAUGACCCAGAAACGGAGGGAGCUCCUGAGACAGAUGUCCAACCCCAGACCCAACGUUGAUGAUGAUCCAGAGAGAGUUAACCGCAAGAUGAGCGUCCAGGAGUACGAGAUGAUCAAGGAGGAGGACGAGCAAAGUCUGAAGAAGUACCGCAAGCAGUGCAUGCAGGAGAUGCACGAGCGCCUGAGCUUCGGGCCCAGAUUCGACAGCGUUUUGGAGCUGGAGAGCGGGGAAGCCUUCCUGGAGGCCAUCGAGAACGAGCACCACCUGACGCUGGUCGUCGUGCACAUCUACGACAACAGCAUCAAGGGCUGCGAGGCUCUGAACAACUGCCUGACCUGCCUGGCUGCCGAAUACUGCACCGUGAAGUUCUGCCGGAUCCAGGCGUCUGUCACGGGGGCUGACGAGAAAUUCUCAGACGACGUUUUGCCCACCGUACUGGUCUACAAGGGCGGGGAGAUGCUGGGCAACUUCAUCUGCGUCACGAAGCACCUCAGCGAGGAGUUCUUCGCCACGGAUGUGGAGAACUUCCUGAACGAGUACGGCCUGCUGCCGGAGAAGGAGUUCGCCGCGUGCUCUGACAAAGAGGAGGAGGAGCACGGGGUGGAAUGAUCUGGAAGGACUGUACUGGUGGAGGAGAGUUAAUGGCAGGUGGUGGCACUACCCAAAGUGAGAGAUCCCAGCAAUACAGAUAGAUUAUGAUAUCAAAUACGCAUAGAACACAUAUUUUGCAGAGUGAGUUGCCAGUUUAUUGAGUACUCUCAUUGGCCAUUUUCUUGGAAACAUCUACAGUAUAGUCAGUAAUAUUGCUGAGAAUGUUCCACCACCUAAAUAAUAAUAGGAUUAUCUAGAGCAGAUAAACAUGAACCCUGAACCUGUUGGGGCCAUUGGUGUCUGGGUGUGGGCUAUGUGAGGGGUAUAAAUCCCUUAGCCUUGAGCUGUGGAGCAGUGGAACUGUGUUCUCUGGAGUGAUGGUCUAUAUAUAUAUACAGUUCUGAUAGACUUUAAACUAGAUGUUGGACCAUUGCUUUGAGAAAUAUUGGAUGGAGCUCCAUCAUUUCAGAAAACUCAGUUCCACUGCUCCACAACUUAAUGAUGGGUUGCUUCACAGUCCUUAACUCAGGUAACAUGCCCCUUUGGGGCCUGUAUGGGGAGCCUAACUAGAAACCAGAAUGGUUUUCCAUGGGAUCCAUGUUGGCCCACAUAAGGCAUAGAGUUCUAAAGCUCUGGACCGAACAAGCUAGGUGUGAAAGCACUGUACAUUUAUGGUCCUUCCACCAAUAAACACUGAUCAUUAUGCGAUUAGGCCUUUGAGAAACCCAAUCCACAGCAAAAAUGUUAGAAGUUCUGACAUGGAGUGUAUGCAAGAUUUGGACUGAUGACUGAUGCUCUGCUUCAAUAAUCAACACAUUUUUUUGUCCUUCAAUAAAACCAUUAAAACUG
Astyanax mexicanus (Mexican tetra) is the source of this 1766-nucleotide messenger RNA. RefSeq names its product phosducin a (gene pdca). The record is from RefSeq and is a predicted model, not a curated record. Gene Ontology annotation, biological process: regulation of G protein-coupled receptor signaling pathway. The transcript has 4 exons. The coding region runs from base 216 to 935 and encodes 239 amino acids. Lineage: Eukaryota; Metazoa; Chordata; Actinopteri; Characiformes; Acestrorhamphidae.